UGGUUGUCAUGAGAGCGGUGGCCGCGGCCCGAGCGCUGGGCGAAGGCGGCUGGGGCUGCACCUCAGCUGCCACCGCCGCUGCGGCUCGCGGGGGCUGGCGGGCCCGGGGCUGCGAAGGCGGCGCUACCUGAGCUCCGCCGAAGGCGCGGCGCUGCCGGGGUUGGGCGGAAGGCCCUGGGGGUCGUGCGGGAGCCCAGGUCCGGCGGCCUUCCGUCCAGACAGCGCCGGCGCGCAGGAUGCCCCACAAGAUCGGCUUCGUCGUGGUCAGCUCGUCGGGGCACGAGGACGGCUUCAGUGCCCGGGAACUGAUGCUCCACGCCCCGACCGUCAGCGGGUGGAGGUCGCCAAGGUUUUGCCAGUUCCCCCAAGAAAUCGUCGUCCAGAUGGUGGGGCGAUGCCGCAUGAGGAAGCUGCAGCUGCUGGCCCACCAGUACAUGAUCCCCAGCAAGGUCGAGUUCUACGUCAGCGAGAGCCUGCCCGAGUGCUUCGCCCCGCACCAGGCCGAGCGGUUCCGCAGGCUCGGCUACGUCUCCCUCUGCGACAACGAGAAGACGGGCUGCAGGGCCCGGGAGCUGAAGUCCGUGCACGUGGAUGCAGUGGGGCAGUUUCUUAAGCUGGUCUUUCACCAAAACCACACCAACAAAUACAACAUCUACAACCAGGUCGCUCUGGUGGCGAUAAACAUCAUUGGAGACCCUGCGGACCUCGAUGAAAGCAACCUCGCCUCUAGGGAGAAGCUGAUUGACCACUACCUGGGGCACAGCACAGAGGACCCCGCUCUGGAGGGCACCUGCACUGGGAAAUCUGACUACAUUUCCCCACUGGAUGACCUCGCGUUUGAUAUGUACCAGGACCCCGAGGUCGCGCAGAUCAUACGCAGGUUGGAUGAACAAAAACGCGAGGCAGUCCAGCAGGAGCGCUAUGACUACGCCAAGAAACUGAAGCAGGCCAUCGCCGACCUGCAGAAGGUCGGGGAGCGGCUGGGGCGGUACGAGGUGGAGAAGCGGUGCGCCGUGGAGAAGGAGGACUACGACCUGGCCAAGCACAAGAAGCGGCAGAUGGAGCAGUACCGCAGCCGGGCCUACGCGCAGCUGGAGCUGCACAGCCUUGUGGAGGCCGAGCUGAUGCGGAGGCCCUCCGACUUGCCGCUGCAGCCCCUCACACGCUCUGCCAGUCCUCGCCGCCAGCCGCCCGCGCUGCCGCCACCCGCACAGGAGGAAAGAGGGACAGAAAACCGGCUUGCAGAGCCAUUCCUUCAGGAAAAGCCCUCGGUGCGCGCCCUGAACGCAUCUCCCGAGCACCACGCUGCGGACCGGCCGCUGCCCACCACACACCCACGCCUCAAGGGCCAUCGCGAACCCCUGCCCCACGACGAGCGGCCCCUCCCUGCUGCCCGCAAGCUGCCCGGAGCGGCCGCUGCAGAGCCAGACAAGAGUGACGGGGACAUCAGCGAGGUGCCCAGAGUGGGAGCCGUGGGCGAGCCAGAGCCCCUGACAGAGAAGGCCCUGAGGGAGGCCAGCUCCGCCAUCGACGUGCUGGGGGAGACCUUGGUGGCCGGGGCCUAUUCCAAGACGUGGUCGCACCGUGAAGACGCGCUGCUCGCCCUGUACGAGCAGCUGGCGGGCAUGCCGGUGGGGACCCCAAAGGAAGAGCUGAAGAGCGUGCUGCGCGCGGCCGUCUUCCUCGUCAGAAGAGCCAUCCGAGACAUCGUGACCCCGGUGUUCCAGGCCUCUCUGAGACUGCUGAAGAUGGCCAUCACACAGUACAUCCCUAGACAUAAGCUGAGUAAAGUCGAGACGACUCACUGUGUGGAAAGAACAAUCCCUGUUCUGCUCGCGAGAACUGGAGACUCGUCAGCUCGCCUCCGGGUCAUGGCUUCAAAUUUCAUCCAGGAAAUGGCCCUGUUUAAGGAAGUGAAGUCCCUCCAGAUGAUCCCGGCGUACCUGGUGCAGCCACUGAAGGCCAACGCCUCGGCCCACCUGGCCAUGAGCCAGAUGGACCUCCUGGCCCGGCUGCUGAAGGACCUGGGCACCGACGGCACGGGCUUCACCGUGGACAACGUGAUGAAGUUUGCAGCGCGCGCCCUGGAGCACCGGGUGUACGAGGUCCGGGAGACGGCCGUCCGGGUGGUCCUGCACAUGUACCGGCAGCACCGCGCACUCGUUCCCGAGUACCUCCCUCCGGAUGACAGCGCCGCGCGCAAGAACGUGCUCUACAAAACCAUUUUUGAGGGAUUCGCUAAAAUUGAUGGCAGACCUACAGAAGACGCUGAAAUCGGGGCACAGAAAAAAGCAGUUACAGAAGAAGCAGAAAAACAGAAGAAAGAAGAAAUUAAAGUUUUACAAGGGCAGUUGGCAGUGCUGAAAGAAAUGCAGGCAGAGGUGCAGGAGAAAGAGAGCGAGGCUGCCAGCACAGAGCGUCCAGACACUCUCGGAAGCGGGGCAGCCCCGCCCAGUGCUCCCGACGCGCCCGAGAGCCACUACCUCGAUCACCUGUGCAUUUUCUGUGGGGAGCGGAGCGAGGCGUUCACGGAGGAGGGCCUGGACCUGCACUACUGGAAGCGCUGCCUCAUGCUGACCAGAUGCGAGCACUGCAGACAGGUGGUGGAGGUGUCCAGCUUGACAGAGCACCUGCUGACCGAGUGUGACAGGAAGGACGGGUUCGGCAAGUGCUUCCGCUGCAGCGAGGCCGUUCCGAAGGAAGACCUACCCAGACACAUCAAAGCCAAGGACUGCCACCCCGCUAAACCGGAGAGGCUGGCCAACCGGUGCCCUCUGUGCCACGAGAACUUCCCGCCCGGGGAGGAGGCGUGGAAAGCUCACCUGAUGGGCCCCGCGGGCUGCACCAUGAACCUGCGCAGGACGCACGUGCUGCACAAGGCUCCGCCUCCGCCGCAGGGGAGAGGCCCCGCCGCGGCCAAGGCUGGGAGCUCAGGGCCGAAGGCGGGAAGCAAGAUCCCCACCCCAAAGGGGGGCCUGAGUAAAAGCUCCAGCAGGACCCUCACGAAGCGAUGACGUGCCGGGCCUCCGCCUCCGUGAUCUCCGUGGGGACCGAGCAAACGUCCCGCGUGAACCUUUCUCCUGGAAGCCGUCCUCGGGUGGGCAGCCGUGCUCCGCCCUGCUGUCCACACCCGGCUCCGUGUGGGGCUGACCAGAGAAGUGGCCCCCGACCUGGGGCCUGACCUCCGUGCUACAAGCUGUCAGGUCUAUGACGUCCUCCGCCUGGGCAGCCACCGGGAGGGACGUGCGGCUGGCAGGGAGCCGCCGCCGCUGCGGGAGGCUCACCGGAAGCGGGCGGCGUGGUGGUGCGGUGGCCGUCGGUCCGGC
Pteronotus mesoamericanus is the source of this 3326-nucleotide messenger RNA. RefSeq names its product centrosomal protein 104 (gene CEP104). The record is from RefSeq and is a predicted model, not a curated record. NCBI's taxonomy places the organism in Eukaryota, Metazoa, Chordata, Mammalia, Chiroptera, Mormoopidae. Bases 237 to 3014 code for a protein of 925 amino acids. The transcript is spliced from 22 exons. Gene Ontology annotation, cellular component: cilium.